Messenger RNA from Laetiporus sulphureus 93-53, 2981 nucleotides. Its product is annotated as cystathionine beta-lyase. Gene Ontology annotation, biological process: 'de novo' L-methionine biosynthetic process; transsulfuration; isoprenoid biosynthetic process. The record is from RefSeq and is a predicted model, not a curated record. The transcript has 11 exons. Lineage: Eukaryota; Fungi; Basidiomycota; Agaricomycetes; Polyporales; Laetiporaceae. Gene Ontology annotation, cellular component: cytoplasm. Bases 92 to 2812 code for a protein of 906 amino acids. Gene Ontology annotation, molecular function: pyridoxal phosphate binding; ATP binding; mevalonate kinase activity.
GCUCAACCCCCACACACGCUCUAUAUCACUCGUACGGCCGUAGAAUCGGCCGUUCCAUCCUUUUCUCUCUUCCCUUUGUCUUAAUACCGAAAUGUCUGGUGGUCCCGCGUCGAAGCUGCCCGAGCACGACUUGCCGACUCCCGAGCCGGAGUCGCCGUCGAUCCCGCGUCGCCAGCCGUACCGCUUCUCGACGCUUUGCGCAAAUGUAGAGACGCCGGACGCAGAGCAUAAGGACCAGCAUGGGAGUUCCAGCGUACCCAUCUACCAGACUGCGACGUUCAAAGGUGUCGGCGGGCAAUAUGAUUAUACUCGGAGCGGGAACCCGACCAGGACGCAUUUACAGCACCAUAUUGCCAAAAUAUCCUCCGCGGAACAUGCCUUUGUCGUCUCCUCCGGCAUGGCUGCCCUUGAUGUGAUUACGCGCAUCCUCAAGCCCGGCAGCGAAGUAAUUGCGGGCGAUGAUAUUUAUGGUGGAACGCACCGUCUGCUCACCUACCUUCGCACGCAUAUGGGUGUAACGGUACACCACAUAGACACCGCGGAUCCUUCGGCGGUCGUUCCCUGCCUCAAUCCCGGCAAGACGGCCAUGGUGCUGCUCGAGACUCCUACGAACCCUCUGUUAAAAAUCAUCGACAUUGCCGGGAUCAGUUCGCUCGUAAAGGAGAAGUGUCCGGACGCAGUCAUCGUGGUGGACAAUACGAUGAUGAGUCCUUACCUGCAGCGCCCCCUGGAGCAUGGGGCGGACAUCGUAUAUGAUAGCGCGACGAAGUAUCUGAGCGGACACCAUGACUUGAUGGCGGGUGUCAUUACUUGCAACCAGGAUGAAUUGGCAAAGCAAAUGGCAUUCACGAUCAACGCAGUUGGCAAUGCCCUCACGCCGUUCGACUCAUUCUUGCUUCUCCGGGGCAUCAAGACACUCGCCAUUCGCAUGGAUCGCCAGCAAUCUACCGCUAUGCUUGUCGCUCAGCUACUCUCUCGUCUAGGCUUCGUUACGCAUUACCCUGGCCUGCCGAAUCAUCCGAACAGGGAAGUGCAUGAGCGCAUUGCAGACGGCUAUGGCGCAGUGCUCUCAUUUGAAACUGGCGACAAGGAGCUUAGCGAGCGCAUCGUAGGUGCUACGCGCCUGUGGGGUAUCAGCGUCAGUUUUGGCUGCGUGAACAGUUUGAUUAGCAUGCCUUGCGUGAUGUCGCAUGCUUCUAUUGACCCGGCGACGCGCGCAGCUCGUGGUCUUCCGGAGGAUUUGAUCCGACUCUGCGUCGGUAUUGAGGACCCGGCAGAUCUUCUUGACGACCUCCAACAUGCGCUGCUUGAGGCAGGUGCUGUGGCGUAUGCUGCGAACGAAUAUGUGCGCAUUCCCAACCCGAUUAGCAGGGCGGUGGAGAAGUUGGCGCUGAAUGAACCUAUCCGUGAGAGGGAGGACAGAGAAUGGCUUGUCAGCGCUCCUGGCAAGGUCAUUCUCUUCGGAGAGCAUGCAGUCGUGCACGGUGUGACGGCUAUCGCAGCCUCGGUAGACUUGCGCUGCUACGGAUUGGUGUCACCACGGCAUGACAACAAGCUGUCGUUGCACCUCUCCGAUAUCGGAAACUAUCACCACGAGUGGGAUCUUGACGAUCUGCCCUGGGACGCGGUUACUCCCGUUCCUCCCGGCGAAUCGCACCCAGAUCAGCUCGACCAGAAACUGAUGGAGGCCAUCAGUACGCGCGCUUUGCCUCCGGCAGACGAGAUCCCUCCGAAGGCGCAGGGGGCUAUGGUGGCGUUCCUCUACCUGUACAUGACGAUGACGCACGGCGGCUUCCGACCAUCGUUCAACUUUGUGGCGCGGUCGACUCUUCCGGUAGGCGCGGGGCUUGGGUCUUCAGCGUCCUACUCGGCGUGUGUUGCUACGGCGCUCUUGCUCCUCCACGAGCGCAUCUCCAUCCCGCCGCUUCCUCCGCGCAGCCGCCAGCCCGCGUAUGGCGAUCCCGGCCACUUACACAUUUCGCACCAUGGUCGGCGGGCCAUCCCUCCGGACGUCGCGGAAGAAGUCAACCGGUGGGCGUUCAUCGGGGAGAAGGUAUUGCAUGGUAAUCCGAGCGGAGUGGACAACUCGGUCGCCGUGUUUGGCGGUGCGCUGGCAUAUACGCGCGCCGGCUUUGGGAAGAAGAGCGGGAUGGAGCAGAUCCAAGGUUUCAAAUCGUUGCGUUUCUUGUUGGUUGAUUCCAGAGUGCCCCGUGACACGAAGAAGCUUGUUGCCGGCGUCGCCAUGAAGAAGGCUGAGGACCCCGAGGUUGUGAACAAGAUCUUAGAUGCCAUUCAAAGCAUCAGUGAUGAGGCUCAUCGAGCGUUGGCCGAUCCAGAGCUUCCCAGGGCAUCACUGCUUUCUGCUCUCUCCACAUUGAUCAACGAGAACCACGCACAUCUAGUUUCACUGGGCGUUUCUCAUCCAUCUUUAGAGACCAUCCGUUCGACAACUGCUUCCGAGCGGUUCGGACUGAGCACGAAGCUUACCGGCGCAGGCGGAGGAGGUUGCGCUGUGACUCUGGUGCCAGAUGACUUCCGCGACUUAUCGCUACAAGCUUUGAUCUCUGCGUUGGAGGGCUCUGGCUUCAGGACAUACACCACUUCUGUAGGUGGUUCUGGGCUGGGCAUUCUAUCGUCCUACGAUUAUGAGUAUCCGCCGAACACUAUCACACCACCGGGAACCCCGAGAGAUGAGGAUAUUCGUGCGGACGCGAUCGAUGCGGUUCCGUCUCUACACGAGCAUUUCACCGGGAUCAGCAUCGGAUCUCUGCCUCAGUGGGCGGAGGACCGUGGCCGGUGGCUCUAUGUAUAACUUGUGUCCCGGAACGUGUUCCUGUUUGUGAUGCUGCAUUUUGUGAUGAUGUACAGAUAUUGUGAUGGAUGUUGGCGGGUUCUUAUGAAAGUGAGGAUGGAUGUAACCGUAGAUAUCUCCACAUAAGGCCUAGCAAAAGGCGCGUUGAAGCCUGAUUUUAGCAGAUUCC